Molecule: messenger RNA, 1149 nt
Organism: Anarrhichthys ocellatus (wolf-eel)
Lineage: Eukaryota; Metazoa; Chordata; Actinopteri; Perciformes; Anarhichadidae
Gene: oxnad1
Product: oxidoreductase NAD-binding domain containing 1
Exons: 8
Coding region: 181-1116 (311 amino acids)
Cellular component (GO): mitochondrion
Molecular function (GO): oxidoreductase activity
Source: RefSeq, a predicted model, not a curated record
CACAUCGUAGAAGAAGACGUUAGCCGCAGUACAGGUCCAAGAAGAAGAAGAAGAAGAAGAAGAAGAAAACAUCAGUAGAGUCAUGUCACGUUAAACAUGAUUACUAAGGUUACUCCGAAGAUAAAUAUGAAUACCACAUGACAAAACACAGACGUCCAUCUUAUCUCGCCCAGGUUCGCGAUGAGCGUCCGCUGUUUCUGGUCCUCAACUGCCCGAAGCUUCACUCGCUCGAGUCCCGCCGCCCCCGGUCUCCUCUGCUGGCGGCUUCUGGGCCCCAGCUCCGCUACAAGAAGAAAUAUGUCCUCCGAAAGACAAAUGGACCAUCUAGAGAAGACAUCGAGCAACUACAGACAAAAUGCUCUGUAUCCAGCCCAAGUAUGUGGCAUCAUGGAUGAGUCCGAGACGGUGAAACGUGUGAGAAUAGCUGUCCACCCAGACUUCAGCUUCAAAGCAGGACAGUGGGUGGACUUCUUCAUUCCCGGCGUGGAGACGGUGGGAGGUUUCUCCAUGUGCUCCAGCCCGGGUUUGCUGCAGAGGGAGGGCGUCGUCGAAUUGGCCGUCAAAUACACCAAACACCCUCCAGCACACUGGAUCCACACCAUGUGUGCGGUGGGCUCUCGAGUGGCCAUGCGUGUCGGCGGGGACUUCUUCUUCAACCCGUCGCCCUCUGACCCCUCCGUGGAUUUGCUGCUGCUGGCCGGCGGCGUCGGGAUCAACCCCUUGUACUCGAUCCUGUUGCACACAGCCGGUCUGCUGCAUCUCAACCAUGCCUCUGGUGGGCGGGAGUACAAGAUAGGCUCUGCUCACCUCUGCUACAGCGCCAACAACACCCAGGAGCUGCUCUUCAAGAGCUCCAUCAUCGAGGUGUGUCGGGAGUUUCCCGACAAGCUCUCCUGUGACCUCCACGUCACGCAACAGAGCACAGAUGUGGACUCGCACCUCCAGCCAUUCAUCAACCGCGGGAGAAUCACAGAAGAGGAGUUGCGGGCUCAUGUGGACCCGCAGAGGACUUUGUGUUUCCUGUGUGGGCCCCGGCCCAUGAUCGAAGCACUUUCAAAAACCCUCAUGGACUUCGGCCUCCCGAAAGACAGAAUCCUCUUCGAGAAGUGGUGGUAGAACCUUUUUAGCAUUCUCAGAAACCUCCCUCGG